UGGAAAGAAGGAGCAUAGAAAAUGGCUGCUCCAGUUAAGAAACGUACAGUAAACGAAAAUAGUAAUUUCAACGGAAACGAUGGAAAAUCUGAAAGUAGCGAUGAAAGCUCAGAAAACGGCUACAUGGAGGAAUAUAUUAAUCAAGAGAUAAUUCAAGUUGACUUUGAAGGAAGAAAUCCUGUUGAUGCAGACUUCCAUGGUAUCAAGCAACUCUUACAGCAGUUGUUUCUGAAGGCUCACAUUAAUCUGUCUGAACUGGCUGAUCUCAUAAUAGGACAGAACUAUGUUGGCAGUGUUGUGAAGCAAAGUGAGGUGGACUCAGAAGAUGGCGAUGAUGACAGUGAUGUGAAUGAUGUGUUUGGUGUGACGUCCGUUUUGAAUAUCACCGAGAAGCAGAAUCUGGAGUGUGUCCAGCAGCUGCGCAGUCUUCUCCUGGAACUGUGCAGUGAGCACGCCACCGACCAGGCCAACACUCUGAUCCGAUCUCUGCUAUCAGAUGAUUCUCAGUCUAUCGGCCUGCUUAUCAAUGAGCGUAUUGUAAACAUUCCUGCACAGAUAUCAGUGCCACUUCUAGAAAGUCUUAGCAAGGAGAUUAAAAGAGCUUGCGAAAAGAAGAUGCCAUACGACUUCACAUACUUCAUACUGAUCUGUAAGCUGUACAGAUCAGAAAAACCACAGACAAAGAAGAAGAAAAAGAAGAAGCAGCAGCAGUCUGGUGGAGGUGAUGAGCCAGAAGUUGUCUGGUCCAAUCUGGAGGAAGAAAUUAUAAACCAGGAAGCUGACUGCCAGUUUGAAUUCUGUGUGAAAGGCGACUCUGACUCUGGUCUGGUCGGACACUGGAUGGAGGACGACGUGGAGAUGAGCCCAUACAGGCGUGUGCUGCUUCUGAAAGCCAACAAACUGGACCCACUCAUCGAGCGAAUCAAAACUUCUCUGUCUCAACAGUAGCAAUUCCAUAAUGUCUAGUGGAGAGAAGUUAUUCAGCCUACAUAUGUAUAAACUGCUGUACUCAGUUAUUGAACUUGUAUAAUGUAUGAAGCCCAACUGGUGCAGUGGUUCAAUAAUAUGUGUCUCUCAUAUAAGCUGGAAACAAUUACACUUAAUUUGUAACCAGUAAGUUUCCAGUCUACCUGAUGGGUACUUUUUCCCCAUCAGAAUACUUGAUACUUUGAAAAUAAACUUAUCUGGAGUUAGAGUGUCCGAUUGCAUUUUGGUGAUAUGAACACGAGUUUUAUUAAACAAGGCCAGACCAUCCUAUCGCACGCAGGUAUUUACACCAUAAUCUCCACCCUCGUUUAUUUCAAACUGCAUUUAAUUUAUGUUAUUAACAUAAUAUAAAUAAAUGUUUUUGUUUAAGCAGACUUUAUUUCCCAUACAUAGAAUAAAUUAUCAAAACUUAUUAUGCCUUUUCAACUUGUCUUUGGCAACACAGGGUUCAGAUCAGUGCUCUACAGCAUAACCAUCCUUAACAUUUGACUGAGGUGCAGUUAUGGUGCAGUAUAAUGAUGAAGGCAGGAUAUUUUCUUGAGUCACGAAAGCAACUGUCAUGUAAUUGGUGAGGGACCAUAACGCAGAGCCCAUUUAAAGUAGACAGUCCAUACUCUGCA
This is a messenger RNA of Cryptotermes secundus, 1607 nucleotides long. Its product is annotated as protein BCCIP homolog. The record is from RefSeq and is a predicted model, not a curated record. Lineage: Eukaryota; Metazoa; Arthropoda; Insecta; Blattodea; Kalotermitidae. The transcript has 5 exons. Gene Ontology annotation, cellular component: nucleus. The coding region runs from base 22 to 948 and encodes 308 amino acids.